GACUACAAUUGCUCUGUGGAUUUCAUAAGAUCGACAUUUCUGGUCAAAGAGACGGUCCGCGAGAGCCCAAACGGCACCGUACUCGACGAGAAGCUGAGGUUGGAUGAGCUAGACGCAACGACUCCGGCGUACCAGACCGCCGACAUCGUCGUCGUCAACACCGGGCACUGGUGGACUCACCCAAAGACGUCAAAAGGGCUCAACUAUUAUCAAGAAGGCUACCGUGUUCACCACAGCCUUGAGGUGAUGGAGGCAUACAGGAAAGCACUGACCACAUGGGCCAAAUGGGUCGACAAGAACAUAAACCCAACAAGAACUCAGAUCGUGUUCAGAGGACUCUCCCUAACACACUUCAAGGGAGGGCAGUGGAACUCGGGAGGGAGAUGCCAUAGGGAGACCGAGCCGAUAUUCAACCACACGUACCUCACCGAGUACCCCGAGAGGAUGAGAGUACUGGAGAAGGUCAUGAGCCGGAUGAAGACCCCUGUGAUAUACCUCAACAUCAGCCGGCUCACCGACUACCGGAAGGACGGCCACCCGUCGGUGUACCGGGUGCGCUACGACACGGAGGAGGAGCGGAUGGCGGCGGGGGCGGCCCAGGCCUGCCGGGCGUGCCGGACACGUGGAAUGAGCUGCUGUAUGCCUCGCUGCUCCAGGCAGGCAAAGGUUCCUGGAGACUAUGAUAGGAUGGUUACAUGA
Molecule: messenger RNA, 699 nt
Organism: Triticum urartu
Lineage: Eukaryota; Viridiplantae; Streptophyta; Magnoliopsida; Poales; Poaceae
Source: RefSeq, a predicted model, not a curated record